Grosmannia clavigera kw1407 is the source of this 687-nucleotide messenger RNA. Its product is annotated as methyltransferase type 12. The record is from RefSeq and is a predicted model, not a curated record. The transcript has a single exon. Lineage: Eukaryota; Fungi; Ascomycota; Sordariomycetes; Ophiostomatales; Ophiostomataceae. Bases 1 to 687 code for a protein of 228 amino acids.
AUGAUGACCGUCCAGCCGCAGAUGUCGACCGUCGAGGUCUUUGACAGCGUCGGCCCAGCCUACGAGGAUGCCUUCCACGGCCUGUCCACGCAGGCUGCCUCGCUGCGCUGGCUGCUGGCCCAGCUGCCGGCUGCUGGUGGUGCCCGUGUCGUCGACGUUGGCUGCGGCACUGGCCGGCCUGUGGUCAGCACCCUGGCCGACGCCGGCCACGACGUGCUAGGCAUCGACAUCUCGCCCGCCAUGCUCGAGGCUGCCCGUGAGCGCGUGCCUCGCGGCCGGUUCGAGCUGAUCGACGCGCGUGACUAUGUCCGGCGGGAGGAAACAUCCAGGACCGGAACUCUGCACGCUGUCACCAUCUACUUUAGCCUCAUCGCCGGCGUCAGCCAGCAGGACAUCCGCGCUCUGCUCGCCGGCUUCGGUCGCCUGCUCCGGCCAGGCGGCUCGCUCGUCUUUGCUACCGUGCCGCUGCCGGUCGAAAAUAAAGCCAUCCGCUGGAUGGGCCGUCCGGUCACCGUGUCUAGCCUCGCGCCCGAGGACGCCCUGGCAUCUGUCCGCGCUGCCGGCCUUCGCGUCGUCCACCACGAACAGACCACCUUCUGGCCACGCAGCGCCGAGGCUGGCAUCUGCCGGCCCGAAGACGUCUGGGAAGAGCCGCAUCUGUUUGUCUAUGCAAAGAAGCCGGAGUAG